CGGGAGGAAGCUUGUUUCUCCAAAUUCAAGCAAGUUAAAUACCAAAAUGAGUACCAAGCUGGAAGAUGAAGAAACCCAGUAUAAUGUAGUGAGGGAAGGGAAGGCUGACAUACUCCAGCCUAAAUCUGUGUUCUACAAUCCUGUACAGGAGUUCAACAGAGAUCUCACUGUAGCCGUUAUAUCAAACUUUGCUCAAUUACUUCGAGAAGAAAUAAAAAAUGAUACUUCAAAAAACAAAAGGCAUUUAAAACCCAAAAAUGAUAAGAAAUGGCCAGAUACGAGUGGGGAAGUUGUACAAAAAACUGAUGUGAAGGAAUCAGAAGAGCAGACCUGUGAUGGUGAUGUAGAAGCUGGCAAGAAGUAUGCUGAUGGUAUAUCAAUCUUGGAAGGCCUAGCAGCAUCUGGGCUGCGGUCCAUCAGGUUUGGGUUGGAAAUUCCAGGUGUUCAAAGGAUUGUCACCAAUGAUUUUGAUAAAACUGCUGUAGAAGUUAUACAAAAAAAUAUAGAGAGAAAUAAACUUGAACACCUUGUCACUUCUAGCUUAGGAGAUGCUUCUAUGGUAAUGUACAUGAGUAAAGGAACAGAUGCUGCAUUUGAUGUGAUUGACCUUGACCCUUAUGGAGGUGCAUCCCAGUUUCUUGAUGCUGCAGUGCAGUCUGUUGGUGAAGGAGGUUUACUGUGUGUCACAUGUACAGACAUGGCACUUCUUUGUGGAAACACACCAGAAAGUUGUCGGGCAAGAUAUGGAACUAUGUCAUACAGAUCGGCUUACUGUAAGGAAAUGGCACUCCGCAUCCUUCUGCAGUCUUUGGAGACGACUGCUAAUAGAUAUUCAAGGUAUAUUGUGCCAAUGAUAUCUAUCAGUGCUGACUUCUACAUUCGAGUUUUUGUGAGAGUUUUCACAAGUGCAGCAAAAGUUAAACUCUCAUCACUUAAGUUGGCUAACAUUUAUCACUGCUCAGGUUGUGGGGCUUUUACCAUUCAGAAGCUGGCUAGAAAAAUACCAACAAAAGGUGACAAUUUCAAAAUGGCUGCAGCACAUGGGCCUCCUGUCACAGAGAUAUGUGAACAUUGUGAACACAAACACUAUGUUGUAGGUCCAGUAUGGGCGGACAGACUUCAUGACACAGAUUUUGUGAAAAAGGUCAUCAGUUAUGUACAAAAGAAGUCAUCUGACUUUCAGACCCACAAGAGAAUAGUCGGCAUGCUUAGUCUGGUCAGUGAGGAGCUCAAAGAUUGUCCCAUGUACUAUGUCAUUGAUGAUGUGUGUCAACAGGUUCACCUUUCCUCCUUCAACCAGGAAAUAUUCAUGUCUGCUUUGUUGAAUGCUGGUUUUGAAGUUUCUAUGUCUCAUGCUGAACAGAAUUCCAUCAAGACAAAUGCAUCAAACAGGGAUAUUUGGGAUAUUGUCAGGUCAUGGGAGAAAACACAUCCUGUAACUGAAAAGCGACGUGUACCAGGAUCAGUAACAGCCAAUAUCCUGUCCAAGGAGCCAAUCCUGAAAGUGUCAUUUGAUCUCCACCCUGGAGCAAAGCAAGAGUCCAAGAAACGAGGACUGUCACGAUAUCCACAGAAUCCAGAGAAAUUCUGGGGACCUAAACCAAGGGCUAAAAAGUCAGAGGUUGACUCUACAGAAUCCAUGGUAGACAAAAGGAUAAAACUGCAGGGAAAAAGGAAGAAAAAUCAGGAAACUGAUGAGACUGCUGCUGGAAAUGCCAAGAGGAAACUAGAUUCAUUGCCUUCCUAGAGAGACCACACCAGUGAAUGGUGUGGCAUUGCUGGGGAUUAUACAACAACUCUUUCAGAACUUGCACAGUGCGGUUGGUGAAGGACUUGUUUAAAAGAAGGCUCCCUGGAGAGACAAAUGUGAAUUGUGAAUGGUGAGGAGCUUGUUACAAUAAAGGUUUCCCAUGGAGAUAAAUGUGAAGUGUGACUGAUGAGGGCCUUGUAACAAAAAUGUUCCUUAGAGAGAGAUAUGUGAACUGUGGCUUGUUUCGCUGAAGGUGGCUUACAGAGAUAGAUAUGAAGUGUGGCUGUUGAGGGACUUGUAACAAAGAAAGCUUCCUAGACAGGUCAUUGUAAAUGUUACUGUUGAGGGUCUUGUAACAAAGAAAGCUUACAAUACAGGUCAUUGUAAAUGUGACUGAUGAGGGACUUGUAAGACUGAAUGUUCCUUAGAGAGAGAUAUGUGAACUGUGGUUUGUUUCAGUGAAGGUGGCUUACAGAGAUAAACAUGAAGUGUGACUAAUGAAAGUCUUGUAACAAUAAAUGGUCCUUAGAGAGAGAUAUGUGAUCUGUGGGCUUGUUUCAAUGAAGGUGCCUUACAGAGAUAAAUAUGAAAUGUGACUG
Messenger RNA from Ylistrum balloti, 2349 nucleotides. Its product is annotated as tRNA (guanine(26)-N(2))-dimethyltransferase-like. Gene Ontology annotation, biological process: tRNA N2-guanine methylation. The coding region runs from base 47 to 1747 and encodes 566 amino acids. The record is from RefSeq and is a predicted model, not a curated record. Gene Ontology annotation, cellular component: nucleus. The transcript has 4 exons. Gene Ontology annotation, molecular function: RNA binding. NCBI's taxonomy places the organism in Eukaryota, Metazoa, Mollusca, Bivalvia, Pectinida, Pectinidae.